Molecule: messenger RNA, 3419 nt
Organism: Bombyx mori (domestic silkworm)
Lineage: Eukaryota; Metazoa; Arthropoda; Insecta; Lepidoptera; Bombycidae
Gene: E(z)
Product: histone-lysine N-methyltransferase E(z)
Exons: 15
Coding region: 798-2996 (732 amino acids)
Biological process (GO): heterochromatin formation
Cellular component (GO): ESC/E(Z) complex; nucleus
Molecular function (GO): protein binding; chromatin binding; histone H3K27 methyltransferase activity
Source: RefSeq, a predicted model, not a curated record
UCGUACGGCAAUCAUGCUUCUAAAAGACAAAUUGUACGGCAUACGGCAGAGUGGUCAUUGCCGUAUUCUAAAAUACGGCAACAAGAGCAUAAAGCUAAAAAAACAAUUAAUGUAUCUAAAGUGAUUACAGAACGUGAAUACUUUUUGCGUAAACAUAAGCGCAUCCAACUCUUGUAAUAGACAAUGUUUUAUGUUUGGUACGGGGAAUUCCCUACAACCUACAACGCCUGCUCUUCGAGUCGUCUCCUCAAGUCGCCUCGCCGCCUCGCUCUUGUGUCAUUGUUUGUACUAGCAAGUGUAGCUUCAUUUUGACAUUUGAAAAAGUGCAGUGUAGUGAUACAUGAGUUAAUGUAUAAAAUGUGUAUAAAAAGAAUCUUCAGUGCAGUAAAUCUAAUCAAAACAAAACAAAGAAACCGCCUCUUAACAUCUACCAUAAAUGGAACAAUAUUAGCAAAUAGUACUGUACGAGCUUUAAGCCAACCCCCGAAAUGAUCAAUAAAUGAAAAAAAACCCAUCAAAUUACGGAAAAGAUCAGAUUAUUGAAACUGAACUUACUUUAGGCAAUAAUACAGAUUUGAUGAGAAGAGAGGAGUGAAAAAUAUGUAUUAUUUUAAUUUCAUCCUAGAAAUAAAUAAUAAUAAACUUUGAAUUACUUUGUACGGCAAUUUUUGUUUAAAUACGGUAGAUUUUUUUCUCCAGUACGGCAACCCAAUGUUGGCCCAGCGGCAACACUGAUGGGUAUAGCUCUAAGGUGUAAGUUUGUAAAAUGUGAAUAGCCGAAUUAAAAUAUUUUGAAAAUGAGUAAAUCGAAAGUAUCAGCUGAAUGGAAGAAGAGAGUUAAGUCAGAGUACAUGCGGCUUCGACAAGUAAAGCGUUUCAAACGCGCUGAUGAAGUGAAAGUAGCAUGGGCGCGCAAUUUGCAAAUAAUGUCCGAAGCUAUAGAGAUGCCUGAGGCGGAAACUACGGAUCGUACUAAACGGCCCUUCUGGCCCCCGCCGGCGCCUACAUCGAGCCAUGAGAGCCUUAUGAAGAGGGCCGAAGUUACCUAUACAGACGGUUCAGGUGUAGUGACAACCCAACAGGUACCAAUAAGAAUAAUCAACUCUGUGAAUCCAAUUCCGACGAUGUAUACAUGGGCUCCAACACAGAAAAAUUUUAUGGUAGAAGAUGAGACUGUUCUGCACAACAUUCCAUACAUGGGAGACGAGGUCCUGGAUCAGGAUGGUACAUUCAUCGAGGAGCUAAUAAAGAACUACGACGGGAAAGUGCAUGGUGAUAAAGAGGGGGGCUUCAUAGAUGACCAGCUAUUUGUUGAUCUGGUGCAUGCAUUGAUGACUUACCAGACUAAAGAUGAUGUCAAUGAAGAGAAACGAGAAAGAGAGUCAAGAAAUUCUAAAGAAGAUGUAGAGAAAGAAAGCAGCAAAGACAAAGAUGACAAAAGCAAAGAAGAUCUCCCAGAGGAAAAGAAGACAGCAGUUGAGAAACAGUUUCCGAUUUUCACCAUAUUCCAGGCGAUCAGCUUGCAGUUUCCUGACAAAGGAACAGCUCAGGAGUUAAGAGAGAAGUACCAGUCGCUGACCAUGUCGGGCGACCCGCUGUGUCCGCCGCCCGAGUGCACGCCCAACGUGGACGGGCCGCUCGCCGAGCCCGUGCCGCGCGACCAGACCAUGCACUCCUUCCACGCGCUCUUCUGUCGACGCUGCUUCAAGUACGACUGCUUCCUGCACCGACUACAAGCGUGCCACCCGCGGCCCAACCUGUCGAAGCGCAAGGGACCCGACCUCAAGCCCUUCUCCGAGCCGUGCGGGCCCAACUGCUACAUGCUGCUGGACGGGAUGCGCGAGCGGCUGGCGCGCGAGCAGGCGGCCGGCGGACACGACUCGCCCAACGACGCCUCCUCCGAGGACAGCAACGACAGCAACCGCUUCCACAAGGGCAGCCACAGCAACUCCGGCGGCGGCGCGUGGGGCGCGGGCGGACACAAGCAGCACGCGGAGUCGCCGGCCGAGCCCGCCUACAGCGCGCUGGGGCUGUCGCUGGGCGCGGCGGAGUGGACGGGGUCGGACGUGUCGCUGCACCGCGCGCUGCACAAGGUGUUCCCGCACAACUACUGCGCGCAGGCCCAGCUCAUGCUGUCCAAGACGUGCCAGCAGGUGUGGUGGCGGCGGCAGCGCGGCGGCGGCCAGGAGCCGGGCGCGGCCGUGGACCUCACGCCGCCGCGCAAGAAGAAGAAGAAGCACCGGCUGUGGUCCGUGCACUGCCGCAAGAUACAACUCAAGAAGGACUCCGCCUCGCACCACGUGUACAACUACACGCCGUGCGACCACCCCAGCCAGCCGUGCGACAGCCUGUGCCCGUGCCUGCAGUCGCAGAACUUCUGCGAGAAGUUCUGUCAGUGCAGCAGCGACUGUCAGAACCGGUUCCCGGGGUGCCGCUGCAAGGCGCAGUGCAACACGAAGCAGUGCCCGUGCUACCUCGGCGUGCGCGAGUGCGACCCCGACCUCUGCACCGCGUGCGGCGCCGACGCCUCCCCGCUGCACGCCGCGCCCGUCUACUGCAAGAACGUGUCCGUGCAGAGAGGCCUGCACAAACACCUGCUGCUGGCUCCCAGCGACGUGGCGGGCUGGGGGAUCUUCCUCAAGGAAGCCGCGCACAAGAACGAGUUCAUCUCCGAGUACUGCGGGGAGAUCAUAUCGCAGGACGAAGCCGACCGCCGCGGGAAGGUCUACGACAAGUACAUGUGCUCCUUCCUCUUCAACCUCAACAACGAUUUUGUCGUGGAUGCGACACGUAAAGGUAACAAGAUUCGUUUCGCGAACCACUCGAUCAACCCGAACUGUUACGCGAAGGUCAUGAUGGUGAAUGGUGACCAUCGCAUUGGUAUCUUCGCUAAACGGGCGAUCCAGCCUGGAGAAGAACUGUUCUUUGAUUAUAGAUAUGGACCUACUGAGCAAUUGAAAUUCGUAGGAAUCGAGAGAGAGAUGGAGUUCUUAUGAGAACAGUCCAAAUAGCAGUCGCUCCAAGACUGCAGGACACUGAGAAAGUCAGUGUGAACUCUACUCACAGUUUCAUUAGAAUGUUAUCUAUGUGAAAUUUGACAUCUGAAGAUAAGUGAACAUGACAAGUGACAUGUGGCAUCUCAUAAUGUAACAUUAAUAUUAAAACUCACGGUUUCUUGUACACCUGCCUGUGAGAGGUCACAGGUUUGAAUUCUUCGCAUGUCUUUUGUUUUUUUUGUAAAUGUAAAGUAAGGUAUGUCUUCUCAGUCGGCACACAUUAUAGAUGAAUUGGGAAGAGCAUUAGACACGUCAUGUUUAAAUUAAAUACCUGGCUAAUUAAUAAUGAAAUAAUUUUAUUGCAUGAGAUGUGGUAAAACCCGUUUCUCUCUUCUUCUUUAAUAAAUAUGUAAUAAAACCAAA